AUGCAGCUUUUUGUCCGCGCCCAGGAGCUCCACACCCUCGAGGUGACGGGCCGGGAGACUAUCUCCCAGAUCAAGGCUCGUGUCGCCGCGCGGGAGGGCAUCGCUCCCGAAGACCAAGUCGUGCUCCUGGCAGGCACGCCCCUGGAGGAUGAGGCCACCCUGGACCAGUGUGGGGUGGAGGCUCUGACCACGCUGGACGUCGCCGCCCGCAUGCUUGGAGGAAAAGUCCAUGGCUCUCUGGCCCGUGCUGGGAAAGUCAGAGGACAGACCCCCAAGGUGGCCAAGCAGGAGAAAAAGAAGAAGAAGACUGGUCGGGCCAAGCGACGGAUGCAGUACAACCGGCGCUUUGUCAAUGUCGUGCCCACCUUUGGCAAGAAGAAGGGCCCCAAUGCCAACUCCUAA
This is a messenger RNA of Pipistrellus nathusii (Nathusius's pipistrelle), 402 nucleotides long. Lineage: Eukaryota; Metazoa; Chordata; Mammalia; Chiroptera; Vespertilionidae. The record is from the annotation of a GenBank genome assembly.